AUGGAUUACAAAAAGAAAGACCUGUUAGAUGGAUCACACAGACAAGACAGGUUAGAUAGAUCACUCAGCAAAGACAGGUUAGAUGGAUCACACAGAGAAGACAGGUUUAGAUGGAUCAACAGAGAAGACAGGUUAGAUGGAUCACACAGAGAAGACAGGUUAGAUGGAUCACACAGAGAAGACAGGUUAGAUGGAUCACUCAGCGAAGACAGGUUAGAUGGAUCACACAGAGAAGACAGGUUAGAUGGAUCACACAGAGAAGACAGGUUAGAUGGAUCACACAGAGAAGACAGGUUAGAUAGAUCACACAGAGAAGACAGGUUAGAUGGAUCACACAGAGAAGACAGGUUAGAUGGAUCACACAUAAAAGACAGGUUAGAUGGAUCACACAGAGAAGAGAGGUUAGAUGGAUCACACAGACUUGUCCUCUGUAGCUCAGCUGGUAGAGCACGGCGCUUGUAACGCCAAGGUAGAGGGUUCGAUCCCCGGGACCACCCAUACACAAACAUGUAUGUACACAUGACUGUAAGUCGCUUUGGAUAAAAGCGUCUGCUAAAUGGCAUAUUAUUAUUAUUAUAGACGGAUUACACAGAGAAGACAUGUUAGAUGGAUCACACAGAGAAGACAUGUUAGAUGGAUCACACAGAGAAGACAGGUUAGAUGGAUCACACAGAGAAGAGAGGUUAGAUGGAUCACACAGAGAAGACAUGUUAGAUGGAUCACACAGAGAAGAGAGGUUAGAUGGAUCACACAGAGAAGACAGGUUAGAUGGAUCACACAGAGAAGAGAGGUUAGAUGGAUCACACAGAGAAGACAGGUUAGAUGGAUCACACAGAGAAGACAUGUUAGAUGGAUCAUACAGAGAAGACAGGUUAGAUGGAUUACAAAGAGAAGACAGGUUAGAUGGAUCACAAAGAGAAGACAGGUUAGAUGGAUCACACAGAGGAGACAUGUUAGAUGGAUCACACAGAGGAGACAUGUUAGAUGGAUCACACAGACAGGUUCGAUGGAUCACACAGAGAAGACAGGUUAGAUCAAUCACACAGAUAAUACAGGUUAGAUGGAUCACACAGAGAAGACAGGUUAGAUGGAUCACACCGAGAAGACAGGUUAGAUGGAUCACACAGAGAAGACAGGUUAGAUGGAUCACACAGAGAAGACAGGUUAGAUGGAUUACAAAAAGAAGACAUGUUAGAUGGAUCACACAGACAAGACAGGUUAGAUAGAUCACUCAGCAAAGACAGGUUAGAUGGAUCACACAGAGAAGACAGGUUAGAUGGAUCACACAGAGAAGACAGGUUAGAUGGAUCACACAGAGAAGACAGGUUAGAUGGAUCACACAGAGAAGACAGGUUAGAUGGAUCACUCAGCGAAGACAGGUUAGAUGGAUCACACAGAGAAGACAGGUUAGAUGGAUCACACAGAGAAGGACAGGUUAGAUGGAUCACACAGUAGAAGACAGGUUAGAUAGAUCACACAGAGAAGACAGGUUAGAUGGAUUCACACAGAGAAGACAGGUUAGAUGGAUCACACAUAGAAGACAGGUUAGAUGGAUUCACACAGAGAAGAGAGGUUAGAUGGAUCACACAGACUGGUCCUCUGAGCUCAGCUGGUAGAGCACGGCGCUUGUAACGCCAAGGUUAGAGGGUUCGAUCCCCGGGACCACCCAUACACAAACAUGUAUGUACACAUGACUGUAAGUCGCUUUGGAUAAAAGCGUCUGCUAAAUGGCCAUAUUAUUAUUAUUAUAGACGGAUUACACAGAGAAGACAUGUUAGAUGGAUCAACAGAGAAGACAUGUUAGAUGGAUCACACAGGAAGACAGGUUAGAUGGAUCACACAGAGAAGAGAGGUUAGAUGGAUCACACAGAGAAGACAUGGUUAGAUGGAUCACACAGAGAAGAGAGGUUAGAUGGAUCACACAGAGAAGACAGGUUAGAUGGAUCACACAGAGAAGACAGGUUAGAUGGAUCACACCGAGAAGACAGGUUAGAUGGAUCACACAGAGAAGACAGGUUAGAUGGAUCACACAGAGAAGACAGGUUAGAUGGAUCACACAGAGAAGACAGGUUAGAUGGAUUACAAAAAGAAGACAUGUUAGAUGGAUCACACAGACAAGACAGGUUAGAUAGAUCACUCAGCAAAGACAGGUUAGAUGGAUCACACAGAGAAGACAGGUUAGAUGGAUCACACAGAGAAGACAGGUUAGAUGGAUCACACAGAGAAGACAGGUUAGAUGGAUCACACAGAGAAGACAGGUUAGAUGGAUCACUCAGCGAAGACAGGUUAGAUGGAUCACACAGAGAAGACAGGUUAGAUGGAUCACACAGAGAAGACAGGUUAGAUGGAUCACACAGAGAAGACAGGUUAGAUAGAUCACACAGAGAAGACAGGUUAGAUGGAUCACACAGAGAAGACAGGUUAGAUGGAUCACACAUAGAAGACAGGUUAGAUGGAUCACACAGAGAAGAGAGGUUAGAUGGAUCACACAGACUGGUCCUCUGUAGCUCAGCUGGUAGAGCACGGCGCUUGUAACGCCAAGGUAGAGGGUUCGAUCCCCGGGACCACCCAUACACAAACAUGUAUGUACACAUGACUGUAAGUCGCUUUGGAUAAAAGCGUCUGCUAAAUGGCAUAUUAUUAUUAUUAUAGACGGAUUACACAGAGAAGACAUGUUAGAUGGAUCACACAGAGAAGACAUGUUAGAUGGAUCACACAGAGAAGACAGGUUAGAUGGAUCACACAGAGAAGAGAGGUUAGAUGGAUCACACAGAGAAGACAUGUUAGAUGGAUCACACAGAGAAGAGAGGUUAGAUGGAUCACACAGAGAAGACAGGUUAGAUGGAUCACACAGAGAAGAGAGGUUAGAUGGAUCACACAGAGAAGACAGGUUAGAUGGAUCACACAGAGAAGACAUGUUAGAUGGAUCAUACAGAGAAGACAGGUUAGAUGGAUUACAAAGAGAAGACAGGUUAGAUGGAUCACAAAGAGAAGACAGGUUAGAUGGAUCACACAGAGGAGACAUGUUAGAUGGAUCACACAGAGGAGACAUGUUAGAUGGAUCACACAGACAGGUUCGAUGGAUCACACAGAGAAGACAUGUUAGAUGGAUCACACAGACAGGUUCGAUGGAUCACAAAGAUAAGACAUGUUAG
Molecule: messenger RNA, 3155 nt
Organism: Coregonus sp. 'balchen'
Lineage: Eukaryota; Metazoa; Chordata; Actinopteri; Salmoniformes; Salmonidae
Source: the annotation of a GenBank genome assembly